Messenger RNA from Rotaria sp. Silwood2, 1761 nucleotides. The record is from the annotation of a GenBank genome assembly. NCBI's taxonomy places the organism in Eukaryota, Metazoa, Rotifera, Eurotatoria, Philodinida, Philodinidae.
AUGAAUAUGGAAGAUGUAUAUGCUCAACCUGAGCAAGUGAAAAUUACUUUCAAUGAUACAGAGAUGAAUGAUCGACGAAAUAUUAGAAGUAUCUAUGCCGAUAACCAAAAUAAUUCAUCGAACAUGUUUGAUAUGGAACGUUCGAACUUGAAUGGAAGACAAAUACUUGAUCCAAGACAAGUGGCAGUGGAUUUAAAGAAUUUUGAAAACACACCAUUUAAGCUUAUGACAAAAAAUCGUCGAGUGGUAGAAGAUACUAUAGGGCAACAAAAUCUUACUAUUACGAAUAUCGUCAAAUAUAUCGGAGAAGAUAGUCGUCUUGUUGGAUAUGCCGACGAGGCAUUGUUACCACUUCAUGAAGCAUGUGCUCCGUUAACUAAGAUUAUUCAUAAUAUAUCGUCCUACGUUAAAUUGGCAUUGAAUGAAAGUAUAAAGCAACCAGUCAAUGGGCUGACGACCGACGAGAGUGCUUCAAUUCGUCUCUACAUGAUGGAGUGGGAAGCAUCACAUCAAAGUCUCUAUAUGAUGCUCAAUUAUGCACUUAACACGACUACUCGAGAGGGUGUUCUGCCAUAUUUCAAGUAUAUCAAACUGUUCUUGACUGCUCUUAUCAAGCUACCAUCUGCUUCAUCGCAGAUCGUGUGGCGAGGAGUAAAUGAAGAUUUAAGCAAGAAAUUUCUACCUGGUAGCAUCAUAACAUGGUGGACAUUUUCAUCAUGUACAGCUACAAUGGCUGCACUCGAAAAUAACAUCUACUUAAAUACUACUGGAGUACGAACAAUUCUCGCCAUUGAAAAUAUCAAUGGUCGCGUCAUAAGUGCUCAGUCACAUUCUCCGAACGAAGAUGAAACUCUUCUGCUGCCUGGUACUCAAAUGGUCGUUCAAUCACAAUCAAGUCCGGCACCAAAUCUUCACAUUAUUCAUUUAAAACAAAUAAUACCUGACGAAACUCUUCUACAGCCUCCUUUUAAAGCUGAAGUGAAUUAUGGCGAAGUAAGAAAGUCUAUUACUGCUUUACUGAAUGAGUCAGAUUACGACGACGGAAGCUAUGGCCCGCUAUUUGUUCGUCUGGCUUGGCAUGCAAGUGGUACAUACUCUCGUGUGGAUUCAACUGGUGGCUCCAAUGGUGGAUGUAUACGCUUAGAACCUCAAAAUUCUUGGGAGGCUAAUAAAGCAAGAGAUCGUCUGGCAAGUGUUUAUCGUGCUUAUCCUGGCUUAACCUAUGCAGAUUUGUACACGUUAGCUGGUGUUGUCGCCAUCGAAAAUAUGGGCGGCCCAAUCAUCAAAUGGCGAAGUGGACGGGUUGACUAUAGCGAUGGGAGUAAAUCACCACCUGGCGGUCGUUUACCAGAUGCUUCAAAAGGGGCUCAGCACAUUCGAGAUGUUUUCUAUCGAAUGGGUUUUAAUGAUAGUGAACUUGUUGCUUUGAUUGGUGCUCAUUCUAUGGGACGAUGUCACAUAGAGCGAAGUGGUUAUGACGGAGACUGGACAUCAAGAACGACUACAUUUUCAAAUGAUUUUUUUCAUCUUUUAUCGCAAGAACAAUGCGAGGAACGUAAUUGGAAUGGUUCAAGACAGUUCGAAGAUGUGAGAUCACGAAGUUUUCUGAUGUUACCAACUGAUAUGGCGUUGUUUCAAGAUCCUGAUUUUAAACAAUAUGUUCUAGAUUACGCCAACGAUCAAAAUCUUUUCAGCAAGAAUUUUGCAUCUGCCUUCGGGAAAUUAUUAGAACUGGGAGUAAACUUCCCUAAAAACAGUUGA